Molecule: messenger RNA, 5420 nt
Organism: Osmerus eperlanus (European smelt)
Lineage: Eukaryota; Metazoa; Chordata; Actinopteri; Osmeriformes; Osmeridae
Product: serine-rich adhesin for platelets-like
Exons: 37
Coding region: 30-5024 (1664 amino acids)
Biological process (GO): cell-matrix adhesion
Cellular component (GO): cell surface
Source: RefSeq, a predicted model, not a curated record
CUCCUAUCCUCCCCAGUGUCACUGCAGAGAUGCUGACCAAUGCAACUUCAAGCGUCAACUGCACCAACUACCGAGUGAUAGUUAAAGGAUUAAGCAAGACCCUCUACAAAAUGACGCCUUCCAAAAAGCAUGAGCUCGCUCUGGGACUUGUGGCAUACCUUAGAACAUAUGCUGGACAGAAUAAUGUUCCAGCUUGCAGAAUAGACAUCCAAGAUGAUGCUGACUGGCUUGUCAUCAACUUGGGUCCAUUCUCUCAGUACACAACCUAUUCUGAUCUACAAGCUUUAAACAUCACAGGGACAUCAGUUCUAGACUUCCUCUCGCCAAACCAGAAAGCUGAGUUGAUUGUGGAGCCCACCAAUCUGGGAAAUGAAACACUUGUGAGAGUGGUUUUCCAACAACUCAUUGCGACAUCAAGUUUGGCUCAGCUUGAUUCCUUCUAUGAAGGGUUUGUGCAGGGUGCUGCUAAGCAAAACCUGACAACAAUGGACCCAAAAGUGAGAGACAUUAUCUUCAACAUGACGCUGACAGCACUCGCCCCUAAAUUAAACACUCUGAAUACAGAGGAAUUCAAGCUGUGGUUCCAGGUUUAUCUCGUUUUGCUUCUGCCUAGCAUCAAUUCAGAGACAUUUGCUUCAAUUCCCAAAAAUAUCAGCUGUGGCUCCUACCAUGAAAUUGUAAAGGGAUGUGACAACGUGUUUACUCGCCUCUCAGUGAAGCAGCCUGAACUGGUCUUCAUCUUCAGUAAGGAGUAUCUAAGAGAGCAAUCAAGCAAAGGCCUCUCCUGCAUUGAGUCUGUGAUAGAUGAUAGAGACUGGCUUCAAAAGAACUUUGGACAGUUUAGAACUUAUGCCUCAUAUGCCGACUUUGUGAGCCUGAAGAAUGACUUUAAUGGAGUGGAAGCAGCCAACCUCCUCACUUACAUCCAGUUGGCCCAGCUUGCCACUGUUUCUGUACAACUGAAAAGUGUUGAAAAUGUCCACAAGAUAAUGGCAGCCAUCAGUCCACUUGAAUUUGGCCCCUUCUUUGACAUACUCUCACCAACGAUUCAGGAGCACAAAGUCAACUACACGGGAGAGGUCAAAUCAGCCUUCGUACAAGCGGUGUUGGAGCGAGGGAACCUGUCAUCCUCCACCAUUAAUGACACAGAGUUCCUGGUUUGGCUCAGAGUUCGGCUGAACCCCCUCCUGUCGAAACUCUCAGCCAGCCAAGUGAUGCCAUUCUUUAACAUACUAAAGGCUAGAAGCUGCAACAACAGUCAUGAGGCAAUUGAAGUAUUGGACACACUGCGCUCAACACUGAAUGAUACGAUACAGAGGGAAAUCUAUGAGAGUAUGCUUCUCCUCCUGCAAGAACCAACACAGCUCAGAUGCUACGUCAAUGGAAGCUUCUACUCAUUUCUGAGGGGAUCCUUCCUCAGCUUUGGAUUCCCUGAUCUGUCCACAUUUUUGUCUCUUAUGCCAAGCAAUCGUCAAUCUGAGCUCCUGAACUCUAUCACUUUAACUGAGCUGAAUCGGUUGCUCAGUCAGCCCAAAGUAACUGGCAACGACUCGAGUAUCUGCAUCAUACUUAACAACUACAAAGGCACCCUUAGUUUUCUUGAUAUGGAGGAUAUCCCCAUGGAUACAAAGAAGGCAAUAUUUCCUUGUGUGUGGAGAAAAGUCCUACGCACCAACACUUGGUCAGAGGUCAAUGCCUGGUUUGACCGACUUACGAGCUACAUGAUGUUCCUCACCAAGAGCCUCAUCAGCUCAUCGGAAGUGCAGAAUGCCACAUGCCUUUCAUUCCAAAAACUAGUCUCAGUCCUGGGCAGCAAUUAUACCUUCAACAAUUCAGAUUUUGAAAAGAGUGAUGUGUAUCUCACAAUUAAAACUUACUUGAACAAUGGUUCCUCACCUAAGUGCUACAAUGCUUCCAAUUCUGAGCUCAACUCUACUGACUGGUUUGUGAAUUACAUCGGCACAUUUGUGACUUACAUCUCGCUGAGUGACCUCAACUCCUUUGUGCCUUCCAGUAAAAUCUCUGUGUUCUUGGAGAACAAGGCCAAUAUUGAGCUCUUCAACAAUACGGUCAUAGCAAGGAAUGUGACUGCCUACUACAUAACCCAGCUCUACAUACAAAACCCCACUUUCAAUCCUCUACAACUUCCUGGCUUCUUCCUGUGUGAUGUUCCAAGCUCUGCCUACAUCUCACUAAGCGAGAAAGCCAGUUCAACAAUCCUGGAUCUCCUCCUCCAGUUUUGCAAUGGAACUCAAGAUCCUCAGAUCUCUGCUGCAUUGGCAACAAACUUCCAAACCAUCACUCAGAGCACCAUAGUCACUUUGGGGAGCUCCAUCACAGGGCUGACCACCACCCAGAUCUCUUCUGUCUCUUCCUCCGUUCUUGUGUCCUCUCUGUCUUCACUUAGCUCCCUGAGUGGCUGGAACAUGGGCCAGGCCAGCACAUUGAUUCAGACCAUUAUAAGUGGAGGCUACCAGAUUAACAAUGCAUUCUCACUGAUUUCAUUGGGCACGCUGAUUGAAGGCGUUCCCUCUGCAACUAUUUCAACUAUAUCUACUAGUGAACUCCUGAUUGCUUCCAAGAGCACAACUUUUGUCACCAACAUUCUGGCAGCUCCAUCAAUUGUGCAGCAGACAUAUGUUGAAAAGAUCAUCUCCAUCAACCAAAGUGUGGAUGUUUUAAUGAUGAACAUCCCUGAUGAACUGGCAACAGAAAUACCCAGGACACUUCUGACAUUCUCUCAGGAAACUAUUGAUGUGCAGGUUGUCAACCAAAAAACUUGGAAACAAGAGCAGGCUGUCAUCUUUUACGGAUCAGUGGCCAGCGCAAACAUAGAUCCAGAGGAGCUCUCACCCUCCUUGCUACAAGGGUUCACAUGCACGUCGGUGCAGAAUUUGAAAAUCACCAAAAUUCAGCAGCUAGUGAAGGCCUGCAGAUCCAGGUUUAGGAGGAAAAAGGUGGUUCUAAAGGAAACACAGCUUACCUGCAUGUACAAUUUACUUGAAGACAACCUCUCCCAGAACUUCACAGACUACCCCUCAGAAAUGCUACUCUAUUUCAACUAUGCGAAGGUGGAGAAAAGCAGAUGCCGUUCGUACUUUAAUGCAGUAGGUGCUGCAGACUUCUCCAUCCUCUCCAGUUUGUUAAAGAAGGACAUGGUUCUUUUGAACAAUGCAAAAAACUGCUUGGGUAUUAGUGGGCUAAAUCUCAGCAGAGACAAUGUGGAGGUGUUAGGCAACAUGUGCUGCAUGCUGGAUAGCGCCUACAUCCAGAACUCUGAUGAGCUGAUCCUGGAGAAGCUCAAGAACUGCAAUGGACUCUCAAGCACACAAGUAUCUGCCAUCGAAGCACGUCUGCUCUCUGGGAACACAACAUAUGGAACACCCUCCACUUGGAAUCAACAAACCUUGGAUGACCUUGGAACCCUACCACUGUAUUUGACUAGAAACAUAUGGGACAUCUUUCCAACUCGGGUGAAGAGAAGUUUCUUGAGGUUGUAUAUGCCUCAGCUUAGGACGAAAAACACAGGAAAGAAUAAACUGAAGGAGCUGUUCACACAGUGCACCUCACUGAGAGUCAAACGAGGAGCAGGAUGCACUACUGGCAACAUAACCCAGACCACCAUUGCUGACCCCUCGUUCCCCUUCGGCUACGAUGUUACCCAGUUUGACCUUUGUCUGGAUGUUGGUGUGCUGACAGAGAACGUUGCCGCUGUAACUGAGAAAGUGGAUGACAAUGGCUUCCAAAAAGUUAUCUUAGCCAAACUAAACCAGGGUAACCCUUCAGGCAUUGCUGAUGAGCAAGUCCAGUUGCUAGGUUCAGUGUCUCGCAUUGCCACCCUUGACGACAUCACAAAAUGGAACGUCACUAAGACUGACACUCUGUCAGCACUAAUGAAGACUGCUGAUGGUACAUGGGAAGCAACUAAGAGUAGGGCAAUUAUCACCAAAUACCUGGGCACACCAGGCAACUCCUUGGGAAGUUUUGAACUAAAUGCCAUUGACUCCAACCUUUGUGCUCUGGACAUCAACGUAUUGAGUGCUAUUACCGCAGACAGCCUGAAGCAUGCGGCUGCCCUAGAUGUGACAUCAUGCUCAGCUGAACAGAAGAGAGUUUUGUAUACCAUCAGCAACUCCUCCUUUAUCUCACAACGUAGUAACUCCGGUGUAUUCUACCAACUCAUCAGCCCCUAUCUAGGCGGUGCUCCAUUACAAGAUAUCAGAAUGCUUUCUACUCAGAAUGUAAGCAUGGACAUUGCUGUUUUCCAAAAUCUGGACAUCAAGGUUGUCACGAACCUGACUGUGAGUGAAGUAAAAGGACUUUUGGGUUCUAACGUACAAGAUCUGAAGACGUUUGAGAACAACACGGUUGUACAAGCAUGGAUAGCCGCACAACCCCAGGCUGAGCUUGACACUCUUAACCUGGGUCUGAGCGGUGGAACCAGCCAUCUUGCUGAAACAACACCGGCAUCGACAGUCACAACAGCAGCAGCUACAGACACAACUGCUACAUCCCCGCAGGUUACGGACACUGUAACACCAGCAGAAACAUCAGCAGCAACUUCAGGGGCAGCAUCAGCAGCAACAUCAGAGGCAGCAUCAGCAGCAACAUCAGCAGCAGCAACAUCAGAGGCAGCAUCAUCAGCAACAUCAGCAGCAACAUCAGAGGCAGUAUCAGCAGCAACAUCAGCAGCAUCAGAGGCAGCAUCAGCAGCAACAUCAGCAGCACCAUCAGAGGCAGGAUCAGCAGCAGCAUCAGCAGCAACAUCAGCGGCAGCAUCUGUGACAGAUACUUCAUCACAGCAGGUUACCAACACUGUAACAUCAGUAACAACAGCAGCAGCCAAUACAGCAGCACCUUCUGGAGCAACUGUGACAGACACUUCAACACAGCAGGCAGCAACGGUUACAGCCACCAGCACAACAAAGCAAGGAAGCACAAGUGGGGCAUCAAAACGUGGAAAAGAUCUGGGAGCCCUGUCAUUCUGUUUGGUUUUACUCACCAUCAUCAUGAAGAUACAAUGAUGAAGACAGCAAUAUACUGCCAAAUACUCCAUAAUAUUGUAACUUUACCUCUAUUAUUUACCAUAACAUUAUGCUAUGUAUUAUGUUCUAAGACAUAUUCAAAUCAUGUAUGUAAUCACUUACUGUCUUCAAUGUAAACUCUAUGACAUUUAAAUAUGAAAUCAUGAUACUGAAUAAAAUCGGUUACUGUUAAUAAAAAAACAAACACUUAUACACAAAACUAAUUCAAGACAAUAACGCAAAUAAAUAUAUAACCACUAUGUAAAUCAGUUCUAUAUAUCAUAUUCUUAAAUAUAUAUCUGUAUUUAACACGUUUUUAGCAAUCUGUAUUUAUCAGCUGCAUAUGUUUUGAACUGCAUAAUAUUAAGAUGAUUAUUAAAACAAUUAGUUAAACAA